UGUAAGUCAGUAAAAUUGGGCAGCUUGACUGUGGAAUUAGAAGCAUUUCUGACCCAAGUCCAAUUCUACUCAUGUUUGCUCGGCAGUCUGCCUGUGACAUCAGGACUUGGACAUUAUAAAUAUUAGAAUGAACUCACACAGGCAGUUUGCAAACACCACUGCUUGGAGCAGACUGAGAGAUUCAUACCACACAAGCAGACAGCAAGUUCAACCAGAUGAAGAGACAGCUUCAAAAUAUCAUGCUUGCCUGGGCUCUUCUGCUUUGCAUGGUAACAGAGGUGUGCUCUCAGCUGUGCCAGGGCCCCUGCUAUUGCCCCAGGACUCUACCCCGCUGCCCCCCUGGGCGGCCCCUGGUCAUGGACGGAUGUAGAUGCUGCCAAAUCUGUGCCCGGCAGCAAGGAGAAUCCUGCAACGAGAGAUACUUGUGUGAUCAAAGGAGGGGGCUUCACUGCGACUACAGUGCCAGCUUCCCAGGGGCACCAGGAGUCUGUGUGUCCCAAGAGGACUCGAACUGUGAGCUGAACGGGGUGCACUACAAGGAGGGCCAGGUGUUCCAGCCCUCUUGUAAAUUCCAGUGCCGCUGUUCGGACGGGGGGAUCACCUGUGUGCCCCUGUGCAGCGAGGACGUGCGGCUGCCCACCCCCGACUGCCCAAACCCCCAGCGCAGAGUGCAGCCAGGGAAAUGCUGCCAGGAGUGGAUAUGUGAAAAAAUGGACAACAGCCUGUUCCAUGAUGCAAUGGCAGCUUACAGGCCUGAUGCAGCCAGUGGUGUGGAUACCCAGAGCCAGGGUCUCUACCCUCCUUAUAAAUGCAUAGAGCAAAGCAGUGAAUGGAGCGCCUGCUCCAAUACCUGCGGGAUGGGCGUGUCGACCCGGGUCUCCAACAGGAACAGGGCAUGCCGGCUGGAGACACAGAGCCGUCUCUGUAUCAUCAGACCCUGCCAGGACCGCUCCAGAAACACACCAGCUGGAGCAAAAAGAUGCGAACGCAGCCUCAGAGCAGCAAGACCAGUCCGGUUUGAGUACCAGGGAUGCCUCAGUGCAAAGGCUUUUCAACCCAAAUACUGCGGGACCUGCGCAGACUCGAGAUGCUGCACUCCUUACCAGACCACAACCUCCACCGUGGAGUUCCAGUGUCCCCGCGGGAGGACCGUGCAGCACCUCAUGAUGUUCAUCGACUCCUGCGUCUGUCACAAUAACUGUCCACAGGCCUACGCGACGGGUUAGAGCACAGCGCAGAGCAGAGCAAACUGCACAACGAAGACGAACUGUUUCUGAAAGGAAUACUAAGCGAAACUGAAAGUGUUUAUACACAGCUUCUAAAAAAUGUAUUAAAUGUAAAUAUAUUGUAUAUAUUUUUAAACAACAUUAUACUUUUUUUAAAUAUCUAAAGGUUUGUUUUUAUUUCAAUAACAAUUGCACUUAUUUGAUGUCUGAUUUGUAAAUAAAGACAUUAAGUAAUUCUACAGAUAACCAUAUCAUUGUUUUAGACAUUGCUGGAAUGAACACUGUGUGUUUGUGUCUGAGUACAGUACAGUAAUUCACACUUUUAGAUCAUUAUAUAUAUAGGUGUAAGUAUAAACCCUACGGGUAGUGUACUGUUAUUUUGCGGUAGCCUUUAAAAUGUGGUACGCCGUUCACUGCAUUUCCCGGGCAUGCGCAAAUGAUUUUAGCUCAGAAAAAUCAGGAAACCCUCAUCUGAACUGGAUACUAUGUACUGAGUUAUUUUUAAGAUUUUUUUUUUUUUUUCACAAUUCAGCAAAUCUAUGUGAGUUUAACUGACGAGCAACAAAUAUUUAAAAUUGUAAAGAUAUAUGAUUUUGUGGGUGAUCUAAAGUUUGUCUUGUUCGUAGUGAUUUGUGCAGUCGUCCGUCAUAGCACUUCCUAAUCAAUGUACUCUUAAUUAGAGCCUUAUAUGGCUGGAGGUCGAAUUUUAAAACGUGUCAAUAUAACUUUUUUAAUUAUUAUCAUAAGAGAUGUGUAAUUUAUGUUUGUUUUUGUCCGUCGCUUACAGCCCUCUGUUAAUAAAUUCAUUGAAUAGUC
Polyodon spathula (Mississippi paddlefish) is the source of this 2042-nucleotide messenger RNA. RefSeq names its product CCN family member 2-like. The transcript has 5 exons. The coding region runs from base 216 to 1226 and encodes 336 amino acids. Gene Ontology annotation, cellular component: extracellular matrix; extracellular region. The record is from RefSeq and is a predicted model, not a curated record. Gene Ontology annotation, biological process: cell adhesion; signal transduction. NCBI's taxonomy places the organism in Eukaryota, Metazoa, Chordata, Actinopteri, Acipenseriformes, Polyodontidae. Gene Ontology annotation, molecular function: integrin binding; heparin binding.